This is a messenger RNA of Ctenopharyngodon idella (grass carp), 6487 nucleotides long. Its product is annotated as SITS-binding protein. The transcript has 10 exons. The record is from RefSeq and is a predicted model, not a curated record. Bases 548 to 2629 code for a protein of 693 amino acids. NCBI's taxonomy places the organism in Eukaryota, Metazoa, Chordata, Actinopteri, Cypriniformes, Xenocyprididae.
CAAUCACUCUGCACGCGCGUCUCCAAAUGCCAAGCGCGUGCACUCAGAUAGUGAGAAUGGGUGAUUCACCACACACUGCGCUCUGUCCGGCCCCUGACCGGGGGCCCCGGUAAUCGCAAAGCUCGCCUAAUCACUUUCUCUUUUACCUUUCUGAAGAAGCUGUAUGGAGUUACGUCACACCAGCGCGCAAAAGUGCAGGCCAAGCAAAUAAGCCGCUGAGGAGCUAUUUGUAGGCAUUGCUGCCAAACCCGGGUAAGGCUGCUCACUCUUCUGCGAUCAAUGCUUUAAACUUGCUAUUGCACUAGAAGCAGCAUGCAUUACAUUUCUGAUUUAUUGUGGAAUGAUUCUGUUUGGAGAACUUAACCUGGAUCCGUUGAUGACCGGCGGCCGGUGCGCGCAACAACGCAAUUAGAUCUCAUUCACAGACUAUCGAACGCGUUACCGUGAAGGACCGGGACAUGAUGACGAUUCUGCAUGUAUUAGCAGAAAGAUUGUUACUUUUUAUCAUAACUUUCGAUUAAAUUUUUUUUUUCUUUCUGAAAUCACCAUGCCACACACUCGCAACAGGAACCCAAGUCCAAUCCCAGAGGUGACAUGGGACACGGGGUUAAAAGAGAUGAACGAGACCUGGAAGGGGGCUAUCGCUUGCUUGGGAGUUGCUAUCUUUUUUGUCAUGACAAUUGGGAUCAUUUAUUGGCAAGUUGUGGAUCAGCCCAACAAGAACUGGAUCCUGAAGGGGAGCUUUAGUGGGCUUAUUUGGGAGAGACGGACGCAAACUCUGGUCAUACAGACACUGACUGAGGACAAGACUUUUGCGGAGAUAGACGUGGAGAACGUGGGGAACACUGAUAUUGAGGUUCCGUUCGUGAGGAACAUGUGCUGGCUUAACAAAACCGAAUUCUGCUACACUUGGGAUUCGGUGGCAGAGGUGAAGAUAUCUUUGGAAUCAGAGGAGGACUCAGAUACUGAGUGUUACAGUGUAACCUGGACUCCAAUUCACUGCCAUGUGGAUCUUAAGGACUGUUUUUCCAUGGUGAAUAUUUCGUGGUACGGAGGAGCCAGUGUCCAUGCGCUCAACUGGCCCAUAAACGAUGCCAACAUUUCCAUGCAGCCCUUCACAGUCAGCGACCUUAGGGACAACCCUUCUGGCUUCGGAUCAGUUUUAGAGCGCUACUUCCUGGGAUCCUCAGGUGUGUCAGUUCUAGUGGCCCCAAACAUCCCACUACAUGUAGGAAUGGAAAGCAGACAGAAUUUCUGUUUGCAGACGCCCCCGAGUAUGGAACGCAUGCCACUGCAGUACACUGUGUGUGUUGGACACAACAUUAAAGCCGUCCAUCAGGAGUCAAUGCAACAGCUCUCCACAGUCAGACGAGAGCUGCCAAACAUGGAUGUCUUACGGCUGCCUUUCUGGAAGCUUCUAGCAAAUGUGGACUCUGGGGCCAAGCUAGAGAGAGAGCUGAGAACCUUCUCAAACCGGCUGAAGCGGCAUCACCUGGGGGAGGGAGUCAUCAGCCUCGAUGAACAUUCCACAGCUCUCCUCGCCAACAUGGACCACAGCUACCUCAAUGGAAAGAAAAGGACGUCUAAGAGACAGACCAGGGACCUCCCUUUUGUAAAGCUUCUAAACAUUUCCAUCACCCUGUCCCCGUACCUGAGUGUGGACUCGCAGCAGUUUCAGUCCUCCAUUCAAGCAGGCAUUGAAGACUACUGGCUGAGCCUGCCCUCAGGACCACAGGGCCGACUGGUGCCUAUGUUGACUCAGUGGAAAGGAAAGUACAGUGUGAAGCUCAACAUCACCAACCCAGAAGCCACAAAUUGGUUUCUGGACAAAGUGGACAGCUUACAUAGCCAUUUGGGCAUGGAGUAUGUCAUCCUGGAAGGUGGCGAGGGAAACCCUUUCGAGGAACAGGCCCUGCGCCCCCCUCUUGCAUUGGUCGGGGAUGAAUACAUCAGACUCCUUGCUGACCUGGCAGAGAAGAUAGGGGACAAUACCAUUGUGACCUCAGGAACAAGGUCCAGCCACAAACCGCUCUUCAUCCGAAUGAGCGCACUACAGUCGGACUGGAGUUACUCCGGCCUCAAGGGCAUCAUUCCAUCCCUGCUGCAUCACAGUCUUCUGGGAUAUAAUUUUUUCAUUCCUGAUGCAGUAGGAGGCUCUCUCUCUGCCGAACUGGUUGCCGACGACGAGCUCUUCGUUCGCUGGCUGGGAAUUGCAGCCUUUCUUCCUGUCAUCAGCUUCCAGACACCUCCAUGGGUCUUUGAGAAGGAAUGGGUCCUAAACCUCACCAGAUUCUACAUAGCCAAGCACCACGACUUUGUCAUUCCUUUGAUACUGAAAUACGCGGAGGAAUGGCAAGAUGCUGGAAACCCCAUCUACAGACCGCUGUGGUGGCUUAGUCCAAAUGACCCAACCACGUUCACCAUUGAUGACGAGUUCCUCAUUGGAGAUGAGGUUCUUGUUGCUCCAGUUACAGAAAAAGGAGCUUUACAAAGAGACAUUUACCUGCCAGAGAGUGACUUUCAGUGGCAGGACACUAACAAUGCUCAAGUGUUUGAUGGAGGGACGUUUCUGGAAAGUUACCCGGUCGGCCUUGGGGAUGUGCCGGUUUUUGUACGACGGAGAUCCUGAGGCUUACUUACAACUUUUUUCUAUUUUUUAAAUUUUCACUUGUGCUGAUCUCAAAUUGCACUUUCCAUAAAGACCAUUAUCUGUGUCUCAAGGAAUCUUGAGAUUAGGUAGAAGCUAAUUUUACAUUUGCACUUUAAAAAUCAGUGAUUUAUAUAUUCUCGUGAUUUUUAGAUCCCUCUUGUUUUUCUCCGCUACUUGUUUUGUUAAUUCAUGAUAUUUUGGGGAUUUUUUUUCUUCUUCAGAAUGCCGUUUACAUUUGAUAAAUUCUUAUAGCCUCUUAAAGUUAAAUUGUUAUCAUGAUGUGGAGCUAGAAAUCAAACCCUUUGCUUAAAAACAAUCAAUGGAAUUUUACGAAGACCAAACAAUCGAAAAAGUUGAGACUCUACAAGGAAAAACCAAUGCGCUAAAUGGAUGAAGAUGAAAAUACCUUAAACAUCACUCAUCUCAGCGGGGUUUCUACUUGAACUUUGCUGAAUAUUUGCUGUAGCUUUGUAAUGUUUUAACUGUACCUCAAGUUCUCAUGGUGUUUAUUUGACGCAAAUUUUUCGACAUGAACUGUGAGAGAAGCACUUAUUGAUAGAGGAGACUGAAAUUAAGGGCUUUAAACGUUAAUAGCACAAUUAUUUUUUACUACAAAACAAAAAUAUUGAAGAUCAAUCAAUAGUAAUAGAAAAUGAGCCAAUGUCAAACUAACUUUUCAUAGCUGUACAGUCUUAGCAACACACAAAGGACAAAUGAUUUCAUAAUAGUCGUUUUUGAGAGAUUUUGAUAUUAUGCUGAUUUUAAUAAUUAUUUGUUUAGCUUCUUACAAUUGACCAGAUUAACCAAUAUGGUAUUUCUAGAUCUUAAGUAAUUCAUACUGUAGGACAUUAUUGAAGGUAGAAUUAGAGUUUUGUAUUUAUAUCAAUUCAGACUAAACUUGAUCAUUCAUUGACGAUGUCUGCCUUAACUUUGAUGAUUGUAGUGGCAUUUGUACAUUUUGUGCAAAGUUUGAAAUAUCUGGUUUUAUGAAAUACAGUUGCAAAUUGUUAGAAAGCUGAAUUCCACCAUUACAAAUGAUUUGGGAUAACGGAUGUAGAUUUUUUUUUUUUUUUUUUUUUUUGCGGUCUGAGGGCAACACUUUUUGGUUUGUGGUUUAAAGUGCUCCUAUUAUGCUAUAUUAAAGGCUCCUAAAUUCUUUUGAAUCGGUUUACAUGCAUCCAAGGUCAAAAACACUUUCAUUUUCACAUAAUAUACAUUGCAGCAUCACCUCUUUUCUUACAGUGUCUGAAACAGCUCAAUCAGGGAUUUAGUCUCUCUAAACCCCUCCUUUCUGAGGAUCUGUUUACACCUGGUAUUAAAAUGCAUUUUGGUCAACUGGAUCACAAGUAUAUGAGGUAGAUACAUACCCGUUUACACCUGGUGUUUUAAUCCAUCUCUUUUGUCCACUUUUGACCACUUCUGUCCUGAUUUCUUUGAGGCAAGGGUCUAUGGGCAGGUAAAUGUAUGGGUUUUUUUCAGAUCUUUUGAUCUAAUGGAUGAAAUAAACUCCCGCAAUUUACAUAUGAACGCGACUGGAGACAAUGGAAAAACAUACGAGAGCAUCAGCUUUCCUUUCUGCUCUGACAGCCGCAAGACCAGCUGAAUGCUGCAAGAGUGUGUUAGAAAUCAGGAAUGGAGAGAACAUUGUGCUUGGUACAUUUUUCGUCUUCAAACCAAACUUGGUUCUUUAGCCGACAGUUUAUAUCCCAUCUGGCUAGCGCGCUUCUCAUAAUGUUUACGCAUUACAUCAGUAGGCGGAGAGUAGAUGGUCUUUUGUGGCUGUUCGAAAACAUUCGACCACAUGAGCAUUUACACUACGAAAGCAAUCCAGUCAAAUGCCCGUCUUGGCGACUACCUUGGAAGUGGUCAAAAGUGGACAAGCUCAAAACAUUUUAGACCCCGUUUACACCUGUAUUUCCUGUACACCUGAUCAUACACUUAUCCGAUCAACCAAAAUGCAUCUUAAUACCAGCUGUAAACAGGGCCUGAGAGCCUACUCUGCUCUAAUUGGUUAGAUGGCCCAGUCUGUUGUGAUUAGUCUACUGUAAUGUUGUCAAAAUUACUGACUUCGGUACCAAGUUGGUACUGAAAUUUUAAAAAUGUGAUGUUUUAAGCGCUGUUGAGCGGAUUCUUAAACACCUCUGAUUGGCCAUUGUGUUCAUGCGCUCAUCAGAUAUAUCUGUGAUUGGCUAGAAUGUUCAACACAUCAAAAACAUGUUGUAAAUAGACAUCAAUGACGCUCUUCACCCGAAUGAUCAACACGGGAGUGUAUGAAAGCAGGUGUCUAUCAGCAGACUGGUCCGCUGAUAGACGCCUGCUUUCAAACGCUCCCGCUUUCAAAUUCAAACACUUCCAUGUGCUUUCAAACGCUCCCGUGCGUUGAUCAUUGUAGCCAAUUACAGACAUAUUUGUUGAGCGCGUGAACACAAUGGCCAAUCAGAGGUGUUUACGAAUCCACUCAAAGCGCCACAUUUUUAAAAUUUCAAUACCGACUUGGUAUCGAAGUCAGUACUUUUGACAACACUAGUCUACCGCUUACAGCGCAUGUUGGAAACAAAAUGCCCAUUACCAUAUCUGAAUUUUCGGCUUAUAUACAUCAGAGCCACAUUUACAUGGACACUUUUUGUUUCAAUCAGAAUUAAAUCAUUCUGAUUGAUGAAAUGUUUACAUGUCCUAUAGAAUGGAUUAGAAAAGGUUUUAUUCCACCCCUUUUUUAUUCCAAUUGAGGUGUUUACAAAGAGCAUUUUCAUUCGGAUCGAACUUUCAAACCUGAUUGUAAUUGGAAUACAACACUCUAUGUAAACGCACCUAGUGAUAUGAACAGUAACGAUGGCGUUGGUUUUACCGUAUCAAUUCCAGCACGAGUCCUCAUCUUUUAGAAGAACAUGCAAAGUGGAUGUGCUUUCGCAGAGUAGAAAACAGCGUCUUCUCAACAUGUCAAAAUUUUCCAGGCCUCAGCUACAACUACAGUGUUUGAGGGCCGAUCAAAGUAGAUGUUGUUUGCGGACAGCCAAUGAAAACCAUAGGCUGGCUGGCUUUAUGCAAAUGUGUUACAAACCUACAAAGGUUUGUAACAGGAAGUGCACUUCAGAAUUGAUUCUUUCUUUAAGGACCUUUGGAGACCUUUUACAUUCACAAACAGCUAUAUUACACACUGCAUGAAUGGUAAUAUUUGAAAAAGCAUAAUAGGGGCACUUUAAGUGAGUUUGGCAAAAUGCAGAACAUUUUUUACAAUAUUUUGACAGAGGUGCUGCUACUCAGCUUGUGAAUCUCUCAUGCCUUGACAAGGGCCAACCUUGGAGCAUUCAUCCCUGUGCUAAAACAUUAAAUCACAAAUCACCGCCAUAUGAAUCUACAGUGCAGAGAGAGAAGGAGAACUUGAUCAGUAUCACCUGAUACGUGUGGCCUACUGGGAAUGUCCUCUUAAUCCUCACUGUGAUUUUGUUUACUGUAUCUGCAGGUUUCUCAGGUCAAAGAUAUCAAAUCCAAAAGAAAGAAAAUGUCUUACGCCCCAGCGCACUGUUAAUGUCUUAAUCUCUUGAUGCUCUUUUCAGUUGAGCAUUUACAGAAGAGACUAAUCGUGAUGAUCUUAUAUCGAGUGGUGUUUUGGGAGCCUUGUUUUGCUUGUAUUUUAUAUUAAAAUGCUGCGCUAUGAAAAUGAUAUUCUGAAAAGUUCCCUGCUGAGCAAUCUUUGAUGUUUUUUUUAGGAAUCAGGUGCCACAAGUCAAUCAGCAAUAUGCAUAUAUCAUAUGACUGUGCCAUUCAACUUUUCUGUCUUCUAUUAAUCUGAAAAAUAGAGAUGUCAAUCUGCAAUAAAGUUUACAUUUUGUUACGGUA